Molecule: messenger RNA, 421 nt
Organism: Polyodon spathula (Mississippi paddlefish)
Lineage: Eukaryota; Metazoa; Chordata; Actinopteri; Acipenseriformes; Polyodontidae
Product: U6 snRNA-associated Sm-like protein LSm3
Exons: 4
Coding region: 39-347 (102 amino acids)
Biological process (GO): P-body assembly; mRNA splicing, via spliceosome
Cellular component (GO): U6 snRNP; U4/U6 x U5 tri-snRNP complex; precatalytic spliceosome
Molecular function (GO): RNA binding
Source: RefSeq, a predicted model, not a curated record
AUAAAAUCCCGCGGGGUUUUCCAUUUGUAAUUUGAAAAAUGGCGGACGAAGUAGAGCAGCAACAGACUUCCAACACUGUUGAGGAACCUCUUGAUCUCAUCAGGCUUAGUCUUGAUGAGCGCAUUUAUGUGAAAAUGCGCAAUGACAGAGAGCUCAGAGGAAGGCUACACGCUUAUGAUCAGCACUUGAAUAUGAUUUUGGGUGAUGUUGAAGAGACUGUGACCACAGUAGAAAUUGAUGAGGAGACGUAUGAAGAAAUUUAUAAAUCCACAAAGAGGAACAUCCCAAUGCUGUUUGUUCGAGGGGAUGGUGUAGUACUAGUAGCUCCUCCACUGAGAGUUGGCUAGAUGCACACAUCCUGGAAGAGAAUGGAUCCAGGUUGUUGAACUGUGCUUCCCAUUGGGAGUGGAAUUUUUUUUUU